Molecule: messenger RNA, 1067 nt
Organism: Euleptes europaea (tarantolino)
Lineage: Eukaryota; Metazoa; Chordata; Lepidosauria; Squamata; Sphaerodactylidae
Gene: CTSL
Product: cathepsin L
Exons: 7
Coding region: 23-1039 (338 amino acids)
Biological process (GO): immune response
Cellular component (GO): lysosome
Molecular function (GO): cysteine-type endopeptidase activity
Source: RefSeq, a predicted model, not a curated record
UUUUUUCUUUUAAAGUUUCAACAUGAAGCUGUAUCUGUGCCUAUUGGUCCUAAGUUGGAGUACAUGCUUUGCCGCACCAGGCCUAGAUCCUGCUUUGGAUGAUCACUGGCAACUGUGGAAGACAUGGCAUAGCAAAAAAUACCAUGAGAAGGAGGAAGGAUGGAGGAGACUGGUAUGGGAGAAGAACCUAAAAAUGAUUGAAUUGCACAACCUUGACCACAGCAUGGGAAAACACAGCUACAGACUGGGAAUGAAUCACUUUGGAGACAUGACUAAUGAAGAGUUCAGGCAGGUGAUGAAUGGAUUCAAAAACAACAAAUCAAAAAGAAGGUAUACAGGAUCACAGUUUCUUGAACCAAACUUCUUUGAGGCACCAAGAUCUGUUGACUGGAGAGAGAAGGGAUAUGUAACUCCUGUGAAGGAUCAGGGAACGUGUGGCUCUUGCUGGGCUUUCAGCACAACUGGGGCCCUUGAAGGACAACACUUCCGCAAAACUGGCAAGCUGGUUUCUCUCAGUGAGCAAAACCUCAUUGACUGCUCUCGGCCUGAAGGAAAUGAGGGGUGCAACGGGGGCCUCAUGGAUCACGCUUUCCAGUACAUAGAAGACAAUGGAGGCAUUGACUCAGAGGAAUCCUACCCAUACAUUGCAAAGGAUGAUGAAGAUUGCUUGUAUAAGGCUGAAUACAAUGCUGCUAAUGACACUGGCUACGUUGACGUCCCAGAAGGGCAUGAAAGGGCCCUCAUGAAGGCAGUCGCUGCUGUGGGCCCCAUCUCUGUGGCUAUUGAUGCUGGUCACUCCUCUUUCCAGUUCUAUGAAUCGGGUAUUUAUUAUGAGCCACAAUGCAGUAGUGAAGAGCUGGAUCAUGGCGUUCUUGUAGUUGGGUAUGGCUUUGAAACUGCAGAUGAAGAUGGAAAGAAGUACUGGAUUGUUAAAAACAGCUGGAGUGAAAAGUGGGGUGACAAAGGAUAUAUCUACAUGGCUAAAGACCGAAAAAACCACUGUGGGAUAGCUACAGCGGCUAGCUAUCCUCUAGUAUAGUUAUGCAGAAGAGCUGUUGGAUCGCGCA